GCGAGCCUUCUCCAUCCUUGCAGGAUGUAGCCGCGGCGAUGUCAGCCGCAGCAUCCCCGGGGCUGUAGACUACUGGCUGCCCCCCCACCCUUGCCCUGCCCCCCAGUCCCUCCGAUUCCCCUCCUGAAGGGGCACAUUAGGCCGGCAUUUUUUUAAAAAAAGAAGUUCUCCGCCCUUUUCCCCUCCUCUCGACUGGAUCCGGGCCAAGUGAGAGAGAGAGAGAGAGAGAGAAGCCCUCAAUUCCGCCUCGCACGCCUCAUCUUCUCUUCUCCGCGCAGCGGAUUCCGAUCUCCUCCCGUCCACUUUGCGCCUGCCUUCUUCCCCGCCACUCCAGUCUCUUCUCGGUUGUAGCAUGGCCUGGUUUCCUGUGUGCAUUGAGAACACCUGUUGUGCCAGGCUCUGACAAGGAUCUCUUCUCUGCCUCUUCCAUGGCUUGGUCCCCUGGCUGGCCUCUAUAACACCUUGUGGCCCCAUCCCUGGGGCUCUCUAGAAUGAACAUAGGACAACACUGUGACUGAGCAGGUUUUUCCUUCCGUCUACCUGGCUGAUCUAGCCCACACCAGCUCUUCAGUCUUCACAUCUCCGCCCAGUGUUGCCCAGCCUGGCUGUGGUUUGUUUCCACCAUGGGAGACAUGGCCAACAGUUCAGUGGAUUUCUACCCUAAGAACCAGCGGCGAGAGCUCAACCAUGCAGGGGGCUUUGGCUGCACCUUGGCAGAGCUGCGCUCCCUCAUGGAGCUACGUGGAGCUGAGGCCAUCCAGAAAGUCCAAGAGACCUACACUGAUGUCAAUGGGCUCUGCAGGAGACUCAAGACCUCUCCUACUGAAGGUACUAUGAUUGGCGGGUGUUUGGGUGGAAGAGCCUGUGGGAAUGUUGCUGCUGGUGCUGAGGAUGAGGGCGAGUCUGAAGCUGGCUGGAUUGAAGGUGCCGCCAUCCUGCUCUCGGUGAUCUGUGUGGUGCUGGUAACGGCCUUCAAUGACUGGAGCAAGGAGAAGCAAUUCCGGGGUCUGCAGAGCCGCAUCGAACAGGAGCAAAAAUUCACAGUCAUCCGCAAUGGACAACAGGUCCAGAUUCCUGUGGCUGAGCUGGUCGUGGGGGACAUUGCCCAAAUCAAAUACGGUGAUCUGCUUCCUGCAGAUGGAGUGCUGAUCCAGGGAAACGAUCUCAAAAUUGAUGAGAGCUCUUUGACAGGGGAGUCAGAUCACGUACGCAAAUCAGUGGAGAAGGAUCCCAUGUUGCUGUCAGGCACCCAUGUCAUGGAGGGCUCCGGCAGGAUGGUCAUCUCAGCUGUUGGCGUCAAUUCACAGACUGGCAUUAUCUUCACUUUAUUGGGUGCUGGUGGAGAGGAAGAGGAAAAGAAAGAUAAGAAAGGGAAGCAGCAGGAUGGGGCAGUGGAGAAUAAUCAGAACAAAGCCAAAAAGCAGGAUGGAGCAGUCGCCAUGGAAAUGCAGCCUCUGAAAAGUGCUGAGGGUGGUGAGAUGGAAGAGCGGGAGAAGAAGAAAGCCAGUGUGCCCAAAAAAGAGAAAUCUGUUCUCCAGGGGAAGCUCACCAAACUGGCUGUUCAAAUUGGAAAAGCAGGACUGGUGAUGUCCGCUAUCACUGUCAUCAUCCUGGUCCUUUAUUUUGUCAUUGAGACAUUUGUUAUCGAUGGGAAAACAUGGAUGGCUGAAUGCACCCCCGUCUACGUGCAAUACUUUGUCAAGUUCUUCAUUAUUGGAGUCACUGUUCUGGUGGUGGCCGUGCCUGAAGGCCUGCCAUUGGCUGUCACCAUCUCCCUCGCCUAUUCUGUCAAGAAAAUGAUGAAGGACAAUAACCUGGUUCGACACCUGGAUGCCUGUGAGACCAUGGGCAAUGCUACAGCCAUCUGCUCAGACAAGACAGGCACCCUCACGACCAACCGCAUGACUGUAGUGCAGUCCUACUUGGGCGACACUCACUACAAGGAGACCCCUGACCCCAGCAAUCUGACACCCAAGACUCUGGACCUGCUGGUACAUGCCAUCGCCAUCAACAGUGCCUACACCACCAAGAUACUACCUCCAGAGAAAGAAGGGGGUCUGCCGCGCCAGAUAGGCAACAAGACAGAGUGUUCGCUGCUGGGCUUCGUACUUGACCUGAGACGUGACUACCAGCCUGUGCGUGAACAAAUCCCUGAGGAAAAGCUAUACAAGGUUUACACCUUUAAUUCAGUCCGCAAGUCCAUGAGUACUGUCAUCUGCAUGCCCGAUGGUGGCUACCGCCUCUUCAGCAAAGGCGCUUCUGAAAUACUCCUCAAAAAGUGCACAAACAUCCUAAACAGCAAUGGAGAGUUGCGCGCCUUCCGACCCCGUGAUCGAGAUGAGAUGAUAAAGAAGGUGAUCGAACCUAUGGCGUGUGAUGGGCUGAGGACUAUCUGCAUAGCCUACCGUGAUUUUCCAGCUGGGAAGGAGCCCGAGUGGGACAAUGAGAACGAGAUUGUAAUAGACUUGACUUGCAUCUCUGUAGUGGGGAUUGAGGAUCCUGUGCGGCCAGAGGUGCCAGAGGCCAUCCGCAAAUGCCAGCGUGCUGGCAUCACUGUCCGCAUGGUGACAGGAGACAACCUCAACACAGCCAGGGCCAUUGCUGCCAAAUGUGGCAUCAUCCAGCCAGGGGAGGAUUUCCUGUGCCUGGAAGGAAAAGAAUUCAACCGGCGGAUCCGCAAUGAAAAGGGAGAGAUAGAACAAGAGCGCCUUGAUAAAAUCUGGCCCAAACUGCGAGUUUUGGCUCGAUCGUCACCCACUGACAAACACACACUGGUGAAAGGUAUCAUUGAUAGCACCAUUGGGGACCAGCGCCAGGUGGUCGCUGUUACUGGUGAUGGGACGAAUGAUGGACCAGCAUUGAAGAAGGCUGAUGUGGGUUUUGCCAUGGGCAUAGCAGGCACUGAUGUGGCAAAGGAGGCUUCUGACAUUAUCCUGACAGACGACAACUUUUCCAGCAUCGUCAAAGCAGUCAUGUGGGGCCGCAAUGUUUACGACAGCAUCUCCAAAUUUCUGCAGUUCCAGCUCACAGUCAAUGUGGUGGCAGUCAUUGUGGCCUUUACUGGUGCCUGCAUCACACAGGACUCUCCACUCAAAGCAGUGCAGAUGCUGUGGGUGAACCUGAUUAUGGACACUUUUGCCUCCCUUGCUCUUGCCACUGAACCCCCCACCGAGGCCCUGCUGCUGCGCAAGCCGUACGGACGUAACAAGCCCCUCAUCUCCCGCACCAUGAUGAAGAAUAUUUUGGGCCAUGCCGUGUACCAGCUCAUUAUCAUCUUUACCCUCCUCUUUGUGGGCGAGGUUUUCUUUGACAUCGACAGUGGCCGCAAUGCUCCCCUGCACUCCCCACCCUCGGAGCACUACACCAUCAUCUUCAACACCUUUGUCAUGAUGCAACUCUUCAACGAAAUCAACGCCCGGAAAAUCCAUGGCGAGCGCAAUGUCUUUGAUGGUAUUUUUGGCAACCCCAUCUUUUGCAGCAUUGUGCUGGGCACCUUUGCCAUACAGAUCGUCAUUGUGCAGUUCGGGGGGAAGCCAUUCAGCUGUUCUCCACUGAAUGCCGAGCAAUGGCUCUGGUGCCUCUUUGUGGGCUUUGGGGAACUUGUCUGGGGACAGGUCAUUGCUACCAUCCCUACCAGCCAACUCAAAUGCCUGAAGGAGGCAGGCCACGGUCCUGGCAAGGAUGAAAUCACCGAUGAAGAGAUGGCAGAGGAUGAAGAAGAAAUUGACCAUGCUGAACGGGAGCUGCGCCGUGGCCAGAUCCUGUGGUUCCGUGGCCUCAACCGCAUCCAGACCCAGAUCCGCGUAGUGAAAGCGUUCCGUAGCUCACUGUACGAAGGGCUGGAGAAGCCAGACACAAAGACCUCCAUCCAUAACUUCAUGACGACGCCCGAGUUCUUGAUCAAUGACUACAUCCACAACAUUCCCCUCAUUGAUGAUACAGAUGUGGAGGAGAGCGAGGGUCCCCCGAGACGGCGCUUCCGGGCCAGCCCCCCACCAUCCCCCAACAAGAACAACAAUGCCAUUGACAGCGGCAUCUACCUAAGCACCGACGUCAGCAAGACACCUACCUCCUCGUCCAGCCCAGUUAGUCCGCUCCACAGCAUGGAAACCUCUCUCUAACACAACUCCACCAUGCAACCAGUUGAAAUGACUUUAUGCACAGCGGGAGUGUCCACUUCCUCCUGGGAGAUAAGGACUAGCUGAGUGAGUCAGGAAGGAAAGUGGGCAGGAGAUGGCAUUUCUCCUCUUGACGCUGGAGGGUGUUUUUCUUUUCCUCUCAGUGAGGUGGAAACAAAGAAGGUUUCUGCCACUGGAUGGCUCAGGCACAUGAAGAAGAGAAACUGAGUUGACGCAAUGAAAAGUGAUGGAUAUACUGUGUGGGGAGGGGGAAAAAACAAGUUUUCUUCAGAGUUACCCAUGAAGGGUUUGGUCUGAGUCCCGGAGGGUGUACAGGAAACAACAACAACCACUCAUUUCUCUAGUCUGUUAUUUGUUUCUCUUUGGACACAAACACGCUCACCGAAUCCACAAUGAUCCCCCACUUGGGGGUUGCUUUGAUUUAUUUCUGGGACCUCUUUUCAGUUUUUUUUUCCUCUCUCUCCAAAGUUGAAAAAAAGAAAAAGAAUUAUAUUUGCACCUGGAAAAGA
Messenger RNA from Pogona vitticeps (central bearded dragon), 4648 nucleotides. NCBI's taxonomy places the organism in Eukaryota, Metazoa, Chordata, Lepidosauria, Squamata, Agamidae. The record is from RefSeq and is a predicted model, not a curated record.